AUGCCUUCUCAGAUUCCACAAUGGCGAGAGCCAAUUGCCAUUGUGAGCAUGGCUUGUCGUCUCCCAGGCGGAAUCGACAAGCCGCUGGAUCUAUGGGACCAUGUCCGAGCAGGCCGCUCGUCUGCUACGGCGAUACCCAAAGAUCGAUUCAAUGCUGAGAACUUCCUGUCUAUGGAUCCUAAUCAGAAGGGAGCUCAGGCCUUUAGGGGUGCUCACUUCGUUAAGAGGGACAUUAAGCAGUUUGAUCACAAGUUCUUUGGUAUCAGCAAAGACACGGCUACAGCUAUGGAUCCUCAGCAGAAGCAGCUCCUCGAGGUUGUCUAUGAGUGUCUUGAGUCAGCCAACAUCUCUAUGGAAACAAUCUCAAAGUCCAAGAUCGGCUGCUAUUGUGCCAUGUUUGUGAGUGACUACCACGACAUGCUCAUGCAAGACCCUGAAUAUCUUCCCACGUUCAUCGCGAUUGGAACAACACGAACCAUGCUUGCAAACCGCAUCAGCCAUGCACUCGAUCUCGGUGGACCCAGUGUCACCAUCGAUACUGCCUGUUCGGGUGCCCUGGUAGCCCUUCAUCUUGCCUGCCAAGCACUGCAGGCUGGUGAGUGUGACGGUGCUGUGAUUGGUGCAUCUAAUCUGUUCCUGAGUCCUGAUUAUGCACUGUCUUUGACGCGUCUCGGUGCUAUUGCUGCGGAUGGUCAGUGCAAGACGUUUGAUGCUAGCGCUAAUGGAUAUGGACGUGGUGAAGGAACCAAUGCAGUCUAUGUCAAGAGACUCAGUGAUGCUAUCAGAGAUGGCGAUAGUAUUCGAGCAGUCAUCAGGGGCACUUCAUCCAACAGUUCUGGUGCCACUCCAGCCAUCACUGAGCCAUCAGGCCGGGCUCAGGCAGAUACCAUCUUGCAGGCCUAUGCACAGGCAGGAAUCAACGAUUUCAGUGAGACAGGAUACUUUGAGUGUCAUGGAACAGGCACUCCUGUUGGUGAUUGCAUAGAGCUGGGCGCCGUUGGCUCAGUCUUUUCCGAAAGCCACAAGGCCCAAGAUGCACUCUGGGUCGGUUCUACAAAACCGAAUGUCGGACACUCAGAGGCUGCUAGUGGUUUGAGCAGUCUCAUCAAGGUGGUCUUGGCUCUGGAAAAGGGCGAGAUCCCUCCCAACACGAAUUACAAAACCCCCAACCCCAAGAUUGACUUUGACGGAUGGAGAGUUCGUGUUCCAACUGCUCCCCAGCCAUGGCCUCCCAAGUCCAUCCGCCGGGCAAGUGUCAACUCCCUUGGUAUCGGUGGAUCAACCGCCCACGCCGUUGUUGAGUUCUACGAGCCUCCUCAACUGACCAAUGGUUCAGUCAAUGGUGCAAACGGAGUAAAUGGCGUUCAUGGCAUCAAUGGCACCAAUGGUAUCAACGGUACGAAUGGUGUGAACGGCCAUCACGAAGAUGAGAAGAGCAACGACCCGUACUUCCUUCUCUUCACAUCCGGCGCUUCAAAAGACUCUCGAGAUACCAACGAGCAGAAUCUCUUAGAGUUUCUCAAAACUCACGAAGAGUGCAAAAGCCUGACUAGUUCCCUAGUCAAGGCGCUCAAUGCUCGAAGCCAGAUCAACGUCCGUCCAUGGAAGUCGUUCGCUGUUGCCCAGUCCGUUGAUGACCUCAUCCAACAACUAGAGACCAACGCACUCAAGGUUGGAACAAGCCCUACAAGCGGCGGGUCACCGCGAGUCUUGUUCACGUUCACAGGCCAAGGAGCUAUGUGGUCGCAGAUGGGGAAACGUCUCCUCGAUGCAUUCCCUGUGGCGCGCAAUAGUUUGUACAAUCUCGAGGAGGUCGUGAGGGAGCUUCAAUCUUCCAAAACACCAACUUGGUCGUUGAUAGACAAGCUCACAACUGAGCUCUCUCAAGAAGAGAUCGACUCGCCAGCUCUCGCGCAUCCCCUCUCCAUGGCAGUCCAGAUCGCAUUGACAGACGUUCUCUCAAGCUGGGGCGUCCUGGCAGACGGUGUUGUUGGUCACUCAGGUGGAGAGACGGCCGCUGCCUACGCCUGCGGUGCUCUCACAGCCAAGGAGGCCAUCACAGUCGCUUACUACCGAGGCAUAGCCUGUCAGAACGCUCCAUCAGGCGCCAUGUUGGCCACCAGAAGCGCACCUGAUGCCAAGGAGCUACAAGAUGCAUUGAAGCGAAACGAUGUGCAGAUUGCCUGUUUCAACGGUCCUCAGAAUCUUACCCUCGCUGGAUCUGCUGAGGGGGUCAAGAAUGUGGCUGCUGAGCUCAGCACUCAUGGCAUUGUCUCUAGGGCUGUUGCAGUGACUCGAGCCUAUCACACUCGCGCCAUGAAGACUGUUGUGGAUGAAUACGUCGGUCAGCUCAAGGGUCUUAUACUACCCAAGGCUGGACGGGUUCCGAUGUACUCGUCUGUUACUGGCCUUGAGCUCAAGGGUACUGAGGUUGACGCCGACUACUGGGGAGCCAACCUCGUCUCCCCGGUUCUUUACACCGACGCAGUCACGCUGGCAUUGACCUCAUCAGACCGCAAGUUCGAUCUUUGCGUUGAACUCGGACCUCACUCUCUGCUCUCUCGCCCAACAUCUGAGAUCGUCAAGUCCCUUCCUACCGCCCCUCAACUUCCCUUCUUCGCUACGAUGCUCCGAAACGCAGACUCAAGUCAACAGCUGAUAAGCCUAGCUGGAGACUUGGUUCUGAAUGGGAAGCAGUUGGACUUGGAUCAAGUCAACAAGAUUGCUGGUAAGGUUGGACGUCUUCCCAAUCACAUCCAAGACAACCUUCCGGCUUAUGCCUGGGACUAUUCCUCGACGCCGUGGACCGAGCCACGAAACAGUCAGGAAUGGCGGUUUAGGAAAUCGCCGCGGCAUGAGAUUUUAGGAUCGCGCUGCAGAGGAGUGAAUCCUGCGGCUCCGACAUGGAGGAACAAGGUGUCGAUUGAGGAUGCGCCUUGGCUUGUUGAUCAUCAGGUCAACGGUAUCGUGACAUUCUCCUUCACUACCGGCAUCGCGAUGGUGGUUGAGGCCAUGAUGCAGGUACAGGAGGAGAACAAGGAGAUUGACUGGACGAACUAUUCAUUUGAGCUCCAGGACUUUAUCUUUUCCAACUCCAUCAUUCUCCCUGAUGAAUCACACAUCGACCUUUUCCUCACACUCAUCCCAGACAACGAUAAUGCCAAGUCGGAAGAGACGUGGUAUGACUUUACUAUCUCAUCCCUGAGAGGCGAUGUCGAUAUCCGUCAUUGUCAUGGUAGAGCUUCAGUCCUCGAAUCGAGCAACGACAAGGUCGCUCUCCGCCGCAGGACCUCGUGGCACCACAUGCCGCUCAAGGUCCCUCUCAAGAGCUACUACAAGACUCUUGAACGGGUUGGCUACGGCUACGGUCCCAAGUUCCAGCUUCUCAAUGAAGUUCGCGUUCGCCCUAGUCUUUCCGCUUGCUCUGCCAAGAUCAACAUGACAUCGACUGCUCAGUCUCCUGUUCCCGGCCAGAGAUACCUCCUACAUCCAGCGAUGAUGGAUGCAGCGCUUCAAACACCUGCCUUGGCUAAUCGCUCUGGACACUUCCAAGAGAUUGAUACGUUACUUCUUCCAUCCAAGAUGAAGAGAAUCUCCAUCCGUAUGCCUGCUGAGAACACGGCCGUCGCGUCUUGUACUACCAACACUUCACCUGUUGGGUUCAGCAGGAUUCAAGGUAGCGUUGAGUGUUACGACUCGUUGUCGAGACCUUUCUUUGUGGUGGAAGGCCUGCAGAUGGAUAGAGCUACAAGUGAUGACAACACUACUCUACCCUGGCUGAGACUUGCUUGGAAGCCUGACAUUGGCGACAUCUCGAGCAGUGACCCCAUGCUCAGCUCCAUCAAGAUCCAGAGCCUUCCCGCAGAGAAGAAGCUGAUCAACCUUGAGAACCUGGUCAAGGAGCUCAUACCACUCGUCGUUGAGAACGGCAUCGAAAAGGGCAAAGACCUAUCUUCCCACUUACUCAGCUACCAUUCAUGGUUCCUCGACCAGGCUGAACUUCACAAAGACCGCCUAGCAGCUCGCCACAAGCUCCAAAACGGCUUCGCAACACCCCAAGACGCCAUAAUAAACGUCGUCGCCAACUCUGGUAUCUCCCAAACCGUUGACGCAUCAAUCGUAUCCCAACUCGCCAUCAACAUGUCCCAAAUCUUCCGCGGCGACGUCGAAGCCCUAGCAGUCUGGCUGGAGAACGACCUACUCUACCGCUUCUACGAAGAGAGUAUCUUCACCACCAGCAUGAACCAGAAACUUCUCUCCGUCGCUGAGCUCCUGGCGCACAAGAACCCCAACAUGAAGAUCCUGGAGAUUGGUGCUGGAACUGGCGGUGCGACUACGGAGUUGCUGCGCGGGUUCUCCAAGGCGGGAGGGAAGAAUGCGUAUCAGUCGUUUACUUUUACGGAUAUCUCGGCUGGGUUCUUUGAUAAGGCGAAGAAGAAGUUUGCGCAGUGGGAUAGGAUUGAGUUCAAGACUUUGGAUGUUGAGAAGGAUAUUGCUGAGCAGGGGUUUACCGAGAAGUACGACCUUGUUGUUGCGGCCAAUGUUCUGCACGCCACUGCCGACUUGCCUUUCGCUAUGAAGAAUAUCCGAUCUCUACUGCGAGACGAUGGAUACCUCUUGGUUGGUGAGCUGUCGGAGGACCUAACUUCAGCCAACUUCCUUUGGGGACCCUUGACUGGCUGGUGGCUCCGCCCUCGGUCACCUGGUCGCUCCGGCCCUGGUCUUACUCUCGACGAGUGGCGCAACGAGCUCGCUGCCGAUUUUGACAGCGUCUCGGAGAUUGAAGCCAAGCACGACAAGACCGACACUGAGCAACUGUCGAGCACGAUCGUCAUGAUGGCUAGAGCAAAGCCCGUUGAGUAUACUCCGCCCAAGCUGCUUUCUGAGGAAAAGAUACACAUUGCUGGAGUCGGCAGCGAUCUGUCCACUCGAGACCACCUUCAAAAGUAUCUCGGCACGCGUGGCAUUUCUGCAAGCUCUAGUACCCUCGAAGAUCUUGCUUCGCGAGAAUGGGCUGGAGAAUGGCUUAUCCUCGUUGAUGAGACCGAAGGGAGUUUCCUCGCCUCUCUCCAAACAGAGCAAUUGACCGCACUCAAGUCAUGGCUCACAAAGCCUAUCAAGUGCAUCUGGGUUACACGCAAGGUAUACCUCGAUCCCCAGAACACAACAGGGGGUCUAGUGACAGGUUUCGCACGAACCCUCCGCGGCGAAAACAGUCAAUGUCAACUAUACACUCUUGACUUGAGCAGUGAUGGCGAUAUCACAACCAACGUCAUCUACCACGUCUUGGAACGCGCUCAUUACUCGCACAAUGACCCGAUCUCCAAGUUGGACUACGAGAUUGCUGAGAAGGAUGGGCAGCUCUGGACGUGCAGACUUGUCAAUGAUACCGCGCUUGAGAAUGCUUAUGGUCCUGCUCGUAAGAUGGAUGCUCCGUCGUCGCAGGUGGUGAAAGCACCUCAUCACUUGGUCAUGGGAGAGGUUGGUAUCUUGGAGAGUCUGGCUAUGGCGCAAGAUGAUGCGUACUCGAGCAUUCCAGAUGGGCAUGUUCUUGUUGAGGUCAAGGCUGUCGGACUUGAUGAACGGGACGGAUACAUCGCACAGGGAUCUCUUCCAGCGACAUCAUUCGGUCGUGAGUGUUCGGGCGUCGUCACCAGAUGCGGUGCGAAUGUCACAUCAUUUAGCCCUGGAGAUCGUGUCGCCAUCAUCGGUCAAGGGACUUUCACAACUCAGUACCUGGCACCUUCAGACUGUUGUAGGAAGAUCCCUGACUGGCUUUCAUUCGAGGACGCAGCAGCUAUUCCUACAAGCUUCGUCACUGCUUUGUACGCCCUGACAACGCCAGCGAGAGUAUCAACAGGACAGAAAAUCCUCAUCGUCAACGCGUCGUCUACCCAAGGCAUCGCCCUCAUCAAGACCGCAACAGCGCUCAAGCUAGACGUCUACGCCGCCAUUAGCGACGCAACAACCAAGCCCAUCCUCACCAGACUCGGCCUUCAUUCCGCCAAGAUCUUUGUAAAUCCCACUAACUCCAGCCGCUCCAGCGUCUCUCGCUCCACGACCUUCCAGGCUUAUAAGCUCGUAUUGAACACCAAGGCGGGUCAAUAUGCUGACUUUUCUCAUUUGGUUGCGAACCGUGGAACGUAUAUUGAGACUACAUCGGGUGACAGUUCUAGUGAGGAGGCUUAUUUUGUGCCGAAUAAGAACGUCAUGUUUGCUUCAGUUGAUUUGGCGGAUGCUUAUCGGGAGAGCAAACAGGAUCUUGGAACCCUGCUUGACCAAGUCAUCGACAUGGUUGAGAAGCGAGAGAUCGAUAUUGAUUCUUCGGUCUCGGUGAAGGGACUUGACUCUCUACAGUCCUCCUUUAGGGCAGUGAUAGAAGGUACUCCGAACAAACAGAUUGUAUCGCUCAGCGACAUCAACGACCAGCAAUUGAUCAAGACACGGCCCAAGACAUCACGCUUCAACCCCCACAAGACCUACAUCAUCACAGGCGGUCUCGGUGGUCUAGGCCGUGCCAUUUCAGUCUGGAUGGCGAGCUACGGCGCUCGACACAUCGUUCUGGCAACCAGCUCUGUUGCCCGUGCCUCAGAGUCCGGCGAUCUUCUCCAACAGCUAUCAUCGUAUGGAUGUAAUGCCAGAGUUGAAGUCUGCGACGUCGGCGACUCCGAAGCUGUAGAGCAUCUUGUUUCUUCUAUCGAUACUCCUGUCGGUGGAGUUAUUCACUCUGCGUUGAAGCUUAGCGACUGCUUCUUUGAGGAUAUCACUCUCGAGGACUUUGAUGCCGUCUUUGGUCCCAAGGUCAAUGGCUCGCUGAACCUCCAUAACUCUCUACUCGGUCAAGAUCUCGACUUCUUCGUCAUGCUUAGUUCAGGCUGUGGUGUUUUGGGUAAUGAGGGUCAAUCCAACUACGCCGCAAGUAGUACUUUCCUCGACACCUUUGCCCGAUAUCGUCAAAGUCUUGGACUUCCAGCCUCGUCUGUUGAUCUCGGGUUCGUCGAAGAUGUCGGCAACAUCAGCGAGCGUCCCGAGAUCCAAGCCUCCCUCUUAUCCCGCGGUCUUAGGCCCAUCACAGUCCGAGAUGUCCUCCGUGUCGUCGAGGGUGCCAUCGCAACCGGUUCACCCAAGAACCUCAUCAAAGACUCUACCUACGAUAGCUUCGUCCAAAGCCAGAUUGUUCUCAGCUUCGGCAUGAUCGACAGAGUCACAACAGAAUACCAAUCCUGGGCUCAAGACCCAAAGUUUGGCCUUCUGCGUUCUCGAGCCACUGACAAUGCUGCUCUUGACUCCGAUGCUGAUGGCGGAGAGAGCGCAGUCCAAACAGCUGUCAAGGCCUUUAGGAACACUCUCGGUCGAUUGGGAGAUGCGCCUGAAGGCAAAGAGGCAGCCUUACAGCCGUUUGUUUGCACUGCUCUUGUCGCUAAGUUGGCGCAAGUACUGUCGAUCAAGGUUGGCGAUAUUCAGCCUUCGAGAUCGGCGAUUCAGUAUGGAAUGGACUCGCUUAUUGCGAUUGGUGUUCGGUCUUGGGCGCGAUAUGCGUUCCAGAUUGAUUUGCCUAUUAAUGACUUGACGAACCCGUAUAGUAUUCAGGAUCUGUCGGCUAGGGUUUCUAGAAUGAUUGUUGGAUGA
Molecule: messenger RNA, 7629 nt
Organism: Fusarium subglutinans
Lineage: Eukaryota; Fungi; Ascomycota; Sordariomycetes; Hypocreales; Nectriaceae
Product: polyketide synthase
Exons: 17
Coding region: 1-7629 (2542 amino acids)
Biological process (GO): secondary metabolite biosynthetic process; fatty acid biosynthetic process
Molecular function (GO): fatty acid synthase activity; phosphopantetheine binding; oxidoreductase activity
Source: RefSeq, a predicted model, not a curated record